UGUUUAAAAAACCCUAUCUUUUUAAGUAAUUUGAAUGACAAAGAUUAAUUAUUUUCAUCUUUGGAAACAUGUUAAAUUUAUCUGUCUAAUGCAUUCCUGUAUAGUAUGUCAAGAAUAUGACCAACACAAUGUCUAAUGGGAAAGAAAAACAGAAAAAGAUAUAAAGACCCAAUUUUAUGUGAAAUAGAAGAAAGAGAAAGAAUUAAGCAGUCUGUGCUACAAGUUUUCAGAGCAAGGUAUUCAGUACCAAGUAGUAGUGGAGCUAUAGUCAUUGGAAAGGACAAACCAAGUUGUAUAGACCUUACAAAGAGCAAAACAGUUCAUGAAGUGGAAGGAGAGAGCUCAUCUAGCAUGACAGAAUCUGAAUCGUCUACUAGUUCUGAUAAAAAGACAAACAAAAAGAGACGAAGAAGGAAAAGACAAAAGCCACAGAGAAAAGUGAAAAAGGUAGAAACGACAGACAGACAUGAUGUUGCCAAGCAUCUGAAGAUAGCUAAUGAUGUUAGUCAUAUAUUGAGACCAACUAUAGAUUCCUCUAAAGUUAGCAGUAUAUGUCAAAACAGAUUGACUAGGAAAAUGGGUCUUUUCAACGCAGGAAAGAAAUCUUCAACAAUAUCGAGAGAAAUAUAUAUUCCUGAUGCAGUGAAGAAAAAAACACAAGAAGAUUUAAAGAAGAUCUUAAAUCAAAGUGACAAAGAAGAUGAUAACCAGUCACAUGAUGAUCAAAUGAACAUCAGUCAUAGCCCUUUGAUAUUACCAAAACCAAGUUACCGAGCUUCUACCACUAACAGUAACAAGAGGUCUGAUCUUGGAUACAGAAGUGCUGGUAGUAAUUCUAUCACACCUUCAUCUCCAAAGAUUAGAACAACAGUCGGCUCUGCUAGUUGUUUGAGUGCUGCAAGUUCUGAAGAUUUGAGAGAAAUUUUACCAGAGGAACCUCCAAUGGAAGAUAUUUCUGAGUUACUUAUCAAGAAUCUAAACUUAAAACAGUUCUUUCCUGGCAGAAAUUUGUUUGAAGAGACUGUAGAAGAACUGAGGAAGAUUAUGAAACAGAAUUCUUUUAGUUCCACCCCAAUCUCAAAGAAAUUACAUGUCCAGCAGGUAGAUUCCGUGAAAAGAUCACUUCUUGACGUAUAUUCUCCAGCAAAGCAACAAGGUAAUGUCAAGGUACCUUCCAGACCAUCAAGUGUCAAGAUUACAUCAUCAACCAAUAUGUCAAAGUCUCCAAGGAUGUCAAAGAUUCAGCCUUGUACAACAAUGCAUAAAUCAACCAGAUCAUCUAUGAACUGUGAGAAAUAUCUCUUCCCUAAAACAAAUGCUAUAACAUAUGAAUCUGCUUCCCAAGAAAAACAAUAUUUAGAUGGAAAAACUCUUAUAAAUAGGUGUAAUAAUCCUCCAAUCUACAGCAUGGCUAAUAUAAGUCACAAACAUUCAUCAACGGUAACUCAGUCUCCUCGUAAAUACCUUAGAAAAGACUCGGAUGCAAAGACUUUGUUGAAAUGCAAUGAUAAGAUGAUAGCAGAAGCUUGUCACCAGAUGGAGCAGUUAGCCUCUAAACCUCAGCCAAUGGAAACAGAUGAUUCAAAUACUUCAGAUUCAAAUGCUUUGAAUUUGUUAAAGCAAGAUGAAGCAAAGAAAAUGAGAAGACAGGUGAGUUAUCAUGGUUAUACACUUAGAGAAAUUCAGAGAGAUAUUUUAAGCUUAUUGCCAGAUGACAUUGCACAAAACAGUUCCCAGUCAUCAGGUUACCAAGGCAGCCAGAACAGUAGAUAUGGACAUGAAGAACAGACAUCUAGGAUAGCUGAUCAGACUACAAGGAAUACUACCUAUAUGCCACAGUUUCAUACAAAUAACCAUGGCGAUGGCAAUGUUACUGAUUACAAAGAAAACGUUUGUGAGAAUAUGGACAUUUUAGACUAUUUGGAUGGUCCUCCACCUCAGCCUGAGACCAGAGUGAGGAAGCAGACAAAUCCUAGACAGGUGAAAUCAACAACAGAUACUGAUGGAAUACAAAUGUGGGUUCCUCCAAACGUACAUGUUGUAUUACUGCCAAAGAAACCAACAUUUGAAUCACCAAGUCCAGAGAAAAUGAGACCAAGAUUUAUGCACUAAAUAUGAUUUUCUGUUUAGAACUUACUCACAUUCAUUGAUAAUGGAAUAGAUAUGUGAAUGAUAUAUAGCAAUAUUUAUAUAUUUUCUCAUGUUUCAUGCUAAUUUAAUAUUAUAAAGCCUAUGAAAUUUGCUAAGAAUUACUUUAUUUGAAACAUGCAAUUUUAAACAUUGCAUGCAUGUUGUGAUACUAGUCUCAAAAGAGAAUUAAUUUGUGAUUUAGUUAUUAAACUUGGUAAAGUAUUUAAGGUAAAAAUGCAGUUAUUCUAUUAGUGAGCACAUGUUUAUUCAGUUUGUUAUAUUUAUUUAUGGUAGAAGUAUACCUUUGUUUUUCUUGUGAUUUAUUUAAUUUUUUAAUUUGUCAUUGUUGAAAUUUUCUAAAUUUUAAUUUUCUGUAUUAUUGUUUUAAAAAACAAUUAGUACCUUUAAGCCAUUAAACAUUAUACCUUUUUUUUUUUGUUAUAUUUAGACAAAUGAAUUAUAACCUGGUGAAGCUGACUGGGUUAAUGUGAUCUUAUUUUUUUUGUAGUUUAAAAUAUUCUGAGCUAUUUUAAUAUGAUAACCUAUUUGAAAGAUUGCAAUUUUUUU
This is a messenger RNA of Mytilus trossulus (common blue mussel), 2697 nucleotides long. RefSeq lists its product as uncharacterized. The record is from RefSeq and is a predicted model, not a curated record. The transcript has 16 exons. Lineage: Eukaryota; Metazoa; Mollusca; Bivalvia; Mytilida; Mytilidae. The coding region runs from base 136 to 2112 and encodes 658 amino acids.